CCCUCUCUACCUGUAAUAAUUAUCAUACCGCACAGUACACUAUGUUAACAGUGCUUGGUCACAGAGAGACUGGGGACCCCCCCCUCCCCUCACUGCCCACCUUUACCUGUAAUAAUUAUCACACAGUCUAGUGCACUGAUGUUAACACUACCUGGCCACAGAGACUGGGGACCUCCUGUAGUGCAGCAGUAAGGUGAUAAUAAUGGAGUCAAUGGUCUUAUGGAAGAGGAAGUUUUCCCCCAUUCACCCAGCCUUAAAUUAGCUGUCCCUAUUGGUCUUGGUGACAUAUAAGAUACAAGGCACUUAUACCACACAGCCAGUUAAUGAGAGUAACACAACCAGUUCAUGAGAGUACUGUUGGAGCUACAGGAGAGCCACUGGCAGAGAACAGACAUCAGUGUGAGAAUGGAGGACUAAAGUGUAUCUUUUGAAACUGUAUCUUCCUCAAAUUGGUGAAUAUAUCUAGUUCAAGGAACUGUAAAUAUCACCUCACAAGAAUAGGAUUAAGUAAUUAAUUUAAUUUAACAAGAAACUACUGCUGAGGUCAGUGGCACAUUACAACAAGAGAGCAAAUCAAGGGGGAAGUAAACAAGGAGCAAGGCAGUCCACAUCCCCAUGGCAUCUCUAGUGGACCAGGCCACCCGUCACCAGUCUACAGGACUCCAGGUCAGAGAUGGGAAACUCCUCCAGCUGAGUGCUCACCCCAUGUUUUCAGAACUCCAGGCCACCCUGGCCACCCAGUGUCAGCAGGCAGCCGUCCCUUACUCCUUGGUCAGUCCAGAGAAAAUGAGCAGUGGUCAACAGGAGGGUCAGGCCACGCCAGUCCUGGAGGCCGUCUUGCACUCCGAGUUCCGUAAACUGUCUAGUUUACAGAACGAGAAAGUCGCGCAGCUGGAGUCAUUCUUCAACACGCAGUGUGCUGUGAUCGAGACCCAGCGCAGCGACGCCAUUGCCGACCUGGCUGGUACCAUGGACAGGAGCAGCUUUGAGCACCAGCUGAAACUGAUCCAUAAAUUCCACGACCAGCAGAGAGUCCAUCUCACUCUCAGAGUCAGUGCCAGUUUAAACCUGCUCAAAGACUCUCUCCCUGAGGACCCAGAGCUCUGCACAACCAAAAAAACCAAGAACAGACUUUUAAAUCCUAAGGCUGUAGAAAUCAUGCAAAACUGGUAUGACAUGCACUGUGAGAAUCCUUACCCCACAGAGGAGGAGAAGAGAGACCUGGCUGAGCAGGGAGGGAUAUCUCUAGGGCAAGUUAAAGCUUGGUUUGCCAACAAACGGAACAGAAACUGUAACACAAAGCCCAAACACCAUCGCAGAAAGGCUGCAGAGGAUUUUCCAAAAAUCUAUUCCAGACAAAACUCCACAGAGGUAAAUACCUCCAGUAAACCUUGUGACAGGAAAGUACUGAAUGCUUGGGAGAAUAAUAUUUCUGAUCAUAAAAACUUUGAUAAUAACAGAUCUCAUAAAAUCCACUCAGAUUUUAGUCAACAGGAAUAUAACGACAUGAUUAAAGAACUCGGUGAACUGGUACAAACUACUACAACAAUAUCACAGAAAGAUCUGAUAUUGACUUCUGAUUUUGACUUCUAAAAAUUGACUGUGAAUGUGCUCAAAGCUGUAAGUUACAUGUCAUAGAAAAGAUGUAAUCAUAAUAUACAGGGAGUUAUUACUUUCAAAUUCCUGACAGCACUGUUACUGCAAUAUAUUGUUAAGUUAUGUUUUGAUAAAAUAAUAUUUGACAAAUAACAGUGUGACAAAUAUUGUAACAUCACUUAGACAAACUAAACCCAUGUUAGACAUUCAGCUUAAAUGACCACAAAAUAUAUUAAACUCAAAGUUUAUUUAUUAGUUGAGCUAACAGACUAGAACAAUGCUUUCCCUUCUGUCAAAUAAUAAAAAAUAUUUAAAAGAUAUUUUUAAAAAUCUUGUUUCUUUUUAGGGCUAUCUUGUAUUAUAAAUUUUUAUUUUAGAUUUCUACUCAUGUCGAAUCAAUGGUUUAUAAAUUCUUAAUUCUUGUAAAUAGUAUA
This is a messenger RNA of Lingula anatina, 2030 nucleotides long. RefSeq lists its product as uncharacterized. The record is from RefSeq and is a predicted model, not a curated record. NCBI's taxonomy places the organism in Eukaryota, Metazoa, Brachiopoda, Lingulata, Lingulida, Lingulidae. Gene Ontology annotation, molecular function: DNA binding. Gene Ontology annotation, biological process: regulation of DNA-templated transcription.